CAGGAAGCAGUUCCCAGGACUCUGCUGCCACAGCUGACAGCCACAGAUACUAUGAAUCAGACGACGGAAAAGAUCAUGAGAUAGAUUUCCCCCGUCAUUGGCUAAUUCAUCCGCAGCCCGCUUUUGUUUUGGGAGCUUGAGCCGGCACUAAGUCCCACACUUGUUUAGGUGGCAGACGGAGGGGAGUGCUUCCUGAUAAUAAAGAGGUGCGUCUUAUUUCCAUUCCAGUGAUUGACUGCGCACGGCUUUCACCGCCGGAGCUGGGGGCAUUGACGCAUUGUGGAGUCGACAGGGGGUAGCACUGCAACCCCGGCUUCGCUACACAACGGAGGCAUCUAUCGGCGAAACCGCGAUGGCCGUGGUGCAGCUCGACACGGAGGACCAUCAACCGGAGAACGGCUUCGUGUCCCCCGAAACCACGUCGCCGGGGCUGCUGACACGCAUCGACGGUUGUGUUCUGCCAUUUCUCGGGGGAUUUGGGAAGUACCAGAAACAGCUGAUCGUGCUGACAUGGAUUCCUGCGUUAUUUAUUGGAUUCAGCCAGUUCUCUGAUAAUUUCCUCCUCGCCCAGCCUAACAACACAUGUAUCCAGCCUUUGGCAAAUCUGACUAAUCAGACUACAAGUCAUUCGUCGUUGUUAGACAGUCCAAAAAACACCAGCGCGCUGCCAGCUUAUAGUUAUAUCAAUGGAAGUCACGGCACCCACAAUGACACGACCAGCAUGCAGUGUAGGUGCAGUGAGUGGACAUUCGAGCUGCACACGGGACUUGUGCAGAACGUGGUUACCAAGUGGAGUCUGGUGUGUGACUCAGCAUGGAAAGUCCAUAUUGCAAAGUUCUCUCUGUUGGUGGGAUCCAUCUUUGGAUACCUGGUGUUUGGAAUUCUUGCUGACUGGUUUGGCCGCCACCCAGUGCUGAUCAUAUCAGUGCUGUUCAUGCUGGUGUUUGGUCUGACUGUGGCCUUCUCCGUCAACGUCCCCAUGUUCAGCACCCUGCGCUUCUUUGAGGGCUUCUGCCUGGCAGGGAUCACCCUUUCUCUCUACGUCCUCAGGAUUGAGCUGUGCCUUCCAGGAUGGCGUUUUUCCAUGACCAUGGUGGCCAGUUUUGUGGUGUUGGGUGGUCAGCUGCUGAUGCCCGGGGUGGCCUACCUCUGUCGUGACUGGCAGGUACUUCAGGCUGUUAUCAUCUGCCCCCUGCUGCUGAUGCUGUCCUACAUCUGGAUCUUCCCUGAGUCACUGCGUUGGUUGCUGGCCACUCAGCAGUACAGCCGCUCCAAGUGGAUCAUGGGACACAUAGCACAGAAAAACCAAGUGAACAUGGAGCUUGACACAGAUAACAUCCUCACAGAACUGCAGAGAGCUCUUCAAAAGAAACCCAAAAAAACGUGCAUUGUGAAAAUGGUCGGGACAAGAAACCUGUGGAAGAACAUCGUUGUGCUCUGUGUCAACUCGCUAACAGGCUACGGGAUCCACCACUGCUUUGCUCGCAGCAUGAUGGACCCAGAAGCACAAGAAACCACCAUGUUCCAUAACUUCUAUGCAGACUAUUACACCAUGGCGGGCAUUGCGGUGGCGUCCUGCAUGGCGCUAUGCCCGGCAGUGGGUCUGAUGGGCCGGCGGGGAGGCCUUCUCAUGUUCAUGAUCAUCACUGCCCUAGCGUCCCUGCUGCAGCUGGGCCUGCUCAACUUGCUGGGGAAGUACAGUGUCCACCUGAAUAUAGAUAGCUCAGGUACGCUGAAUAAGAACUUCUCCAUUGCAUUCUCCAUCAUCGGCAUGUUCUCCUCCCACGCAGUCAGCAACCUUAGCAUCUUCUUCUGUGCUGAGAUCACACCCACUGUGAUCAGGGGUGGUGGUCUGGGCCUGGUCCUAGCCAGCGCUGGCUUCGGCAUGCUGACUGCACCCAUAAUGGAGCUCCACAAUCAGAAGGGCUAUUUCCUUCAUCACAUUAUCUUUGCCUGCUGCACUCUCAUCUGCAUCAUCUGCAUUCUCCUGCUGCCAGAGACCCGUUACCAGCCCCUCCCUGAGACCCUGGCUGACGGCGAGAGCUACACUCGUCAACCUCUCCUUCCCCCGAGGAAACCUGGAGAACAGCGCCUCUUGCUGGCGCAGUCUGAGAGCAGCAGGGACUACACCAGGGUGCACGACACGCCACUCCACGAGGCAGCUGCCACGGCAGUGUCCACCAUGGACUCCACCGCCUCAUCUGCUGUUGAUUUGACCGCUCCAUCAGUUGGAGAUAUGUCUGCCCCAGCAUUCAUGGAGGUCCACUCUGGCAAGCCUGAGCCUAAAGACCCUAAUGGUCAGUCGGUUUCAUCUUUAACAACUGCCCCCAUCACAACACUGGGUAAAGACAGUAUCAUACAUGCCAGUAAAGACCACCUGCUGUCUUCCACUCCUUUACACAAAGCCCCAUGCAUCACAGACCCACUUUUAGCCAAUGCUGAAGAACCUCCAGCGACAGUCCAGGAUUCUGUUGAUCCUUUGACGGACACUGCCCUUCCUGAAAUGAAUGACACUGGUCCUUCUCCUACGAAAGUGUCAGCUGCUACCCCUGCCCCUUCACUGGACUCUUCCACUGCCCCUGUCCCUCAAACUGUCCCUGCCUCCUUAUUGAUCUGCACCACACCCAUCAUUGAGCCCCCGCCUAGCUCCACAUUAGAGUCCCCAAACCCCCUAAGUAAUGACAUUGACAAUAUUGCCCUGAAAUUUGACCCAGCUUUACCAGAGGACACUAAUGCCACUUUAGUUCCUACUACUACUCCCUACGACUCCCCUACUCCAUCUAUGCAUGACGGUCUCCCUCCAUCCCCAGCUCCCUCUCCUGUCCCUAUGAUGGACUGCAACAUUUCCACUGACCCUUCACCCUCCAUUAUCACAAUCUCUGACAUUCCCAUCAAGUUAAAAAUAGUAGAUGAAUCUUUAUCUCCUCCUUCAACUAGAGACUCCCCCGCACUUCCUGUUUUAGACUCCCAACCGCAACAAUUAGACUCUUCUUCUCCCUGCGUUAAUGAUAUAUCUCCUCGUUCCCCUACUCCCCCUAGCCUAGUCACUGUUUUCCCAUCACCCACUCCGCCUCCACCCAUUGACUCAGGCCAUUCGCCUUCAGAGGACUCUGCCACUCCCACUGUCAUAGAUACUGUCAGCACCACUGACUCUCCUACCAUUCUCCCCGUCACAGACAUUGUGCACACCUCCGGUCCAGAAUCAACCACUGUCACAGACACUGUAACAGAUUCAGCUGCUUCCCUCACCUUAGGUUCAGUACCAACUUCCAUCACGGAUUCAGGCUCUACAGAAGCAACCCCCUCCUCUCUAAUGGACUGCACUGUCUCCUCCCCCAUAGACUCUGGUGUCCUCCCCAUCAGGGACAGUGGCAGCACAGAAAACAACACGGUCAACACUGUGCCAUCAUCGUGAUCCAGUGUUGCAGCCAGGAAAAGAAGCUUUACGGUUGCACCAGGAGGCAGCCCACGUCACAUAAAUACCCAAAGGGUGGGGGGUCCUACUCAGACUUCAGACACUUAAUGAAGACUGUCCCCACCUGGAGUUGAGUAGGGCAUAUCUUGCAGGAUUAUUGUACGUUUCUCAUUGCCCCCCUCCCUCCACCUCUUCCUGCAUUUAGUCAAUAAAGGAGACCAUGCAAGGGGGAGAGUGCCAGAGGCUGGUUUGUGACUAUGUGACAGUAUCUUCUGCUCUUUUUGAAUGUCACUGGAAAUCACCAGCCGAUAAACUACUUUGAUGUAAAUGAAUGGGAAAUCACUGUCUGUCAUUUUAGAGACUUACGACUAUACCCACAAUCACUAAGAUGUGUCAUCAGGACUGGUGAGAGAUGCAAUGAUGCUAAAAAACAAACCAACAAACAAAUGAAAAAAAAAAAAUCUAAUCACUGGUACUUUUGCUCAAAUAAAAUGUCCGUCUAACAUAUUUAUAAAAAAAAAAACAAAAAAAAAAUAUCGCCUUACUUGUGUGGACAAGAAAAUCUGAAUGUUACAAAGUACUUUCUGCUGUUAUGAAGGUAAACAAUCCAAAUUCGAGUGAUUUUUCUAAAUACAAUGCCAAAAACUACUCUGACCAAAAUUAAGUGUAGACAUAGUGCCAAAACAUUAGUAUUGACAAGUAUUUUGAGAAAUAUUGUUAGUGUGGUCCCCUGCCGUAGAUUGAAAGUGGAUUAAAGUGAAUCAGAUAAACCCUAUUUCAAACUUAAGAAAUUAAAAAGAAGAUUUUAUUAUUUCUCAAAUUAAUAAAAGACUGGAAGCUGUAUCAUGAUUUGAAGAAUUAGAUUUGAGAGAUAAGACUGAGCUAAACUACUGUCGUCAAUACAUGGUUCAUUGUAUGAACAGUGAUAUUAGCAAAAAGAAUGACCCGUAUUUUGUAGGUCGGAAGAAACUUUUAUUUUUCCAAUCGUUUCUUUCAAUGAAAUUUAUGGUAUGCAAAUGCUUUUAUUUGUAAAUGUGAAAUUGUAAGUACAGAUGCGUAAUUAGUUGUUGAGCUUGAUUCUUUUUUUUUUUUUUAACUCAGAGUAUUAUUUUGAACAAUCUCCCAUGGCGUGCCCUUAUUGUACAAAGCUAUACUUCAUUCUAACAGUAUUUGUGUCAUCUCAGUGUGGUGGCACCUUAUUAUUUGCAGUGGGGACAAAGCAUGAAAAUAAUUGUGAACAUGUCAGCAAAACAAACUAGCAAACCUUACAAAAAAAAAAAAAAAAAAUGACAAAAGCUAUUUUUGAAAUGAAACCCAUGGAUGACAAAAUAUUUGAUGUGAUUGCCAAUUGUCACAACAUCGCUAACCUUCAGUGUGUUUUCCAAAUCAUGUUCUGGCAUUAACAUAGUUAAUGUAUGUCAGUGUGUUGAUACAUUCACAAGCACAACUAAGUAAAAAAAAAAUGCAAUACAUUUGUCCAAAUGACCUUUUAGAAUACAGGUCAAAUCCUAUUCAUAAUCUUUAAUUGACAGACUCUUGCUUAAGGAGGCACUUUUUCUUCCAAAGUCCAUGUCCAUCUGUGGACAGCAUUAUACUUGACUUAACUAUGUGUGUAACUUGACAGUUGUAGUUACAUACUUUAUAGAUUGAAGGUUGUAAUAUUUGUUUAAGGAAGAUGUGUGAUUACAGAUAGACCACUGUUUACAACAAUCCUCAUAAUAAUAAUAAUAAUAAGUAAUAAUAAUUACACUGUACUGUAAAACUUUAGAGCCAACUGAAUGAUGUCUUGUCAUUUCAAAUGUGAUAAAACUCUCUCAUAGUAUAUCAUAUUACAUUUAUCCAGGGAGUAUUGUUCUAUUGAGGUGUUAUUCAGGAGUCAAAGACAACACUUAACAGACAUAACAGGAGAUCUUCUGUUAUUCUCACCAUCUUGUGGUACACUUAUGAAGAAAAUUACAGGUACUUUACUCACCAAAAUUUGCUUUUCUUUUUAUCCAAGUCAGAUGUGCACUGACAAAGGCUACAUAUCUUUCGGUAUCUGAAUGACUGGUACUUGGGUGUUUUUCUCAAAUGAAGCUUGAAUCAAGAAUGAAAGCUCUAUUUUUGAUUGAUGCAGGUGAUGAUGAUUUCUUUAGAUAGAUCAUCAAGCCAACAAACUUCCAUUUACUGACAGAUUCAUGAGAACAUUUAAUGUCUAACAUAUGUACGCCAUGCUGCUAUGCCUCAAAGCACAAUGCCCUGCAAUCAUGUGAUGUCAGGUUUGGUGGAGCUUGGAAUCUUGACAGUUUAAAAAAAAAAAAAAAAGGGAAAAUGGAGUUGGAUUUUGAAUACGAUACAGAAAUUACUAGUUACACAUUAACUUUUGCAGUAGACCCACAUGUAAUUGACUUUGUGGAACAGGGUGUUGAACCUGGAUUUAACAAGGAAUUCUUGGCGUCUGCAGUAGAGAGUGGGUUGUCUGCAGUGGUCAGUAGCUUCACAUUACUCAGAGUUCUCGUUGUCUGUGAGUGUUGGUCUCUCUGUCUCAGUGUGCGUAUUGCAGAUAUUGAACUGUGUAUGGCCGGAACCCCAUGCAACACCAGUGUAAAGACAAUGACACAGCACAAUACAACCAGAGUCUCCUCUGUUGCUUCCACUUUCCCAACUCCCAUGCAGCUAUUCAACAGUGCUGGUGGGAACUGUUUCAUCAGUCUUAGUAAGCAUUUCAUUUGACUUUAUUUGAAGUAAAACUAAUGUAAAAAUCAGUGAAAGCAAUCCAAAGCUAUGUCAGCACCAGCGAUAGGGUGGACAGGCAGACACUCACUGGUGGACAAGCAAAAAAAAAGAAAAAUUGGAUUAUGUCUUUGUAAAUAGUAAAGGCGUGGAAACACCCAGCUUGGAUAGCAUGAAAGGUCCUGGAUCAUAAUAUGGAUGGACUGCUGAACAGUUUUGAACUUGGUAAAUAAAAGUCUCUGAGACAUAAUGUUCCCAGUGCACACAUUUCAGGUUUCGCUUCUCUCAACCGUGACGACUCAGAAUCUCUUGAUGGGAGAUUUGAAUGAAUGUAAAAACCAUGGAUUGUACCAUUUAUAAUUUCCAGUUGUUUGGUUUCAUUUUGUUUUUUUGUUUUAACAGACAUGAUGCACUUGUAUAUAAGCCAUACCUGUUGUUAAAAUAAACCACUAUUUAUUGAUCAAC
Messenger RNA from Toxotes jaculatrix (banded archerfish), 6592 nucleotides. Its product is annotated as solute carrier family 22 member 23-like. The coding region runs from base 353 to 3415 and encodes 1020 amino acids. The record is from RefSeq and is a predicted model, not a curated record. NCBI's taxonomy places the organism in Eukaryota, Metazoa, Chordata, Actinopteri, Toxotidae. Gene Ontology annotation, molecular function: transmembrane transporter activity. The transcript has 10 exons. Gene Ontology annotation, cellular component: membrane. Gene Ontology annotation, biological process: transmembrane transport.